Molecule: messenger RNA, 1017 nt
Organism: Penicillium pulvis
Lineage: Eukaryota; Fungi; Ascomycota; Eurotiomycetes; Eurotiales; Aspergillaceae
Product: 1-acylglycerol-3-phosphate O-acyltransferase SLC1
Exons: 4
Coding region: 1-1005 (334 amino acids)
Biological process (GO): phosphatidic acid biosynthetic process
Cellular component (GO): endoplasmic reticulum
Molecular function (GO): 1-acylglycerol-3-phosphate O-acyltransferase activity
Source: RefSeq, a predicted model, not a curated record
AUGUUUUUAGGCUUCACGGCUUUUUCUCACUUUUACGUGAUUUCCCCCAACAUUUCCAGGGUUAUGUAUCCAUGUACCCUCGACCUCAGAGAACUUGGACUGACCACCAACCCUUUCCCAACAGUUUGGCGUAUUGAUCCCACCGCUAUGUCGAUCGGUUCUUAUAUCUUGUCGGGCAUCAGCUCAUUUGUGGUGGUGACACUAUCUCUCUUCGCCCUUGGCCAGAAGGUUCCCCGCGCAGCGUUUCUCGCCCGCUGUCUCGCCGCAUAUGGCUCCCUUCUCCUAUGUGCAACCUAUGGAGUUGCCGCGUCCAUCGUCCUCCGCAUCGCAGGCUACGGCCGAAUCUCCCAAUGGGCCACCGCCCGCAGCUUCAAAUGGGUGAUGCGCUUUACCACCGGAGUUUGCUUCGACAUCGUGGAGGGUGAGGAACAUCUCUCCACCCGCCCUGCCAUCUUUGUCGCUCGACGUCCUCAUGCUUGGCAAUGUCUUCCCCCCUACUGCAGUGUCACGGCCAAGAAGUCCCUUCGCAAUAUUCCAUUCCUCGGUUGGUUCAUGUGGUUGUCUCGCACUGUCUUCAUUGACCGAGCGAAUCGUGAAACUGCUAUGAAGGCCUUCGAUGGUGCUGUGGAUGAGAUGAAGACCCAUCAGCAAAGCGUCUUCAUCUUCCCCGAGGGCACCCGGAGUUACUCCGAUGAAGCUAUGUUGCUGCCUUUCAAGAAGGGUGCUUUCCACCUUGCCAUCAGGGCUGGUGUGCCUAUUGUUCCCGUUGUUACGGAGAAUUAUGCGCAUAUCAUGUCGCCUCGCGCCUGGCGCUUUGAUGCAGGCACUAUCAGGAUCAAAGUUCUUCCACCCAUUGAAACUAAGAACAUGACCGCUGCGGAUGUUGAUCAACUCACCACUUUGACACGGGAUUCCAUGCUGAAGUCCAUCCUGGAAAUGGCACAGACCCUAGAAAACAAGGUCGAGCCACAGGCCAACGGUGUGUCAACUGCCAUCGAGAUCUGAUGGCCAUAUUUU